GAUACUUACUUACUGAUUGACUCGUGGCGUUUGCUAUGAGGGACCACUGCAGCAACCAGCCUUUGCCGACACUAUGAUGUCUAGUUCGACGUACGUAUAUACGUAGUCAAGGCACCACUACUGUGCUGUUAGCAGCGCCAGGAGGUAGCUUGUUGACAGUCGGAGCGCUUGACAAACAACGGAGGCGAUGCGAGUUGGCUCUUCAGCUUUAGACUUUGCAGUGCAAGGCUCGCGCGCUGGCGUCGCAUCUGGUCGCGACGACCGUGGCGGACUGCGCAGCGACCGGGUUGUCGGUAGCCCGUACCUGCAGGUAUCCAAUGGCAGCAACGAGCUCAUCGGCGGCCGCCGACCUGCUUCGACGGCCUCCCCGGGCGGCGGCGGGUUGCAGGCGGUUCUCGGGGGCAGCGGCAGCGGAGCGCCGCUCCUAGGUGGUGGCGGGAGAGCGACCGCCGCGAGCGCUUCGGCAGCCGUACAGGAGGCACACCAACGCCUGGAGCGGUUGCUGGGGCCGCAGGGCGCAGCUGCAGCGAGCGGUGUGAAGCGACCCAUCAGCGCGCCGCUCACGGCAGCCGGCGCCACUCCGGGCGCUGGAGUCCUCGCCGGCGGCGGCAGCGCUACCCCCCUGGGCUCCCGUCCCGCCUCUGCCAACCUGCUGUACUCCUCCAAAGGAUACAGCGGCGUCGGCGGUACCGCCGCAGGCGGCGCAGGCGCGGGCGGCGGCAUGGGGCCCACAUUCACGCCACUAGCGCCGCCCGGACAGCCGCCCAGUCAGCACCGGCCACUGGGCCGCAGCCUUUCCGCCUCAUCGGAGGCAGGCGGCGGCGGCGGCGGCGGUCUGCUGGCAGCCAUGGGUGCCGGCGGGCUGGGCGCAAGGGCCGGCCUGGGCCUGGGCGGUGGCGCCAGCGGCUCGGGGCGAGGCGGGUCUGUGAGCAGCAGCGGCGGGGUGCCCGGUGGGGGUGGCAAGACGCGGCCGCUGUCACCGUCGCUGAACCGGGGCAGCAACGGCACCGGCGCCGGCACUGCUGCUGUCGGUGCUGGUGCCGGGUUAGGCGGGUCGGGAAGCGGCAGGAGCAGCGGGACGGCACUGAGCAAAAGCGCGAUGGACGCAGGGCGGCUGCUCGGAGGCAUGCUGGAUGGCUCCAGCGGCGGUGGUGGCGGGCCGCUGACCUCGCCUACAGGCGGCAGCGGCGGGGGUGGGAAAAGGAGUAUGGGCACCAGCGGGAUCAGCGGCGGCAGCGGCGGCGGCUCAGUGCCGCUGACUCCCGGGUCACCCACGGCAGCUGGCAAGCAGCUGCAGCGCAGGCUGAGCGGCGGUGAGCGCGGCGGCCGGAGCAUCCUGUCCGCCAGUGCUGAUGCCGCGGGCGCUGUGGGGCAUACGGCCACUCCUGUCGGCGGCGGCGGAGGGCUGGCUAGUGGGCUGGGUGGUGGUAGCAGUAGUGCCAACUCAAGAAGCGCAGGGUAUGUAGGGGGUGCGGAUGGCCCAAGCAGCCCAGAGCCCGCACACGGCGGACGCACGCCGCGUGGCAGCUCCAGCCGCAGCGCCACAGGCAGCGGUGCCGCCGGUGGCGGCAGCAGCAAGGCGGCGUCCGGGAGCAGCGGCUCGGCAGGGCCGGCUGCCACAGCUACCCCUGCGGCUAGUGGCGGCGUCACGCCUCGAGGGAGCUCCGGAAGCAGGACUGCGGCGGGCGGCAGCACCGGCGGCGGAAGCGGCACCUCGGCGGCUGGCACGGGCGGGAGCGGGGGCGGCACGCGGCCGUCCAGCGCGGGCAGGACCAGGGCGUCAAGUGCCAGCGCGACAGAUGCCGCCGGCGCCAGCACGUCAGGGACAGCGGCGCCGGCCACUGGCAGCAGCGGUGGCAGCAGCAGCAGGCGGCUCUCGGGAGAAGGCCUGCGCUCCAGCGGUGGCGGGGUCGGUGCCAGCGGCACUGGCGGCAGCGGCUCCGGCGGCAGUGUUGCUGGGGCUGCUGGCGCUGCAGUUGGCCGGCCCUCGUCUGCAGAGCGCAGGCGCCGAAGCUCCAGCAACAGCGACACUGGCAGCGCUGGUGGAGCCUCGAUUCUCGGCUCCGGCCCCGCCGCGGCCUCGGCUGGCAGCGCCUCCGCAGCAGCGCCGUCCGCGAGCGGUGCUCCCCUCCAGUCGCUGUCGCUGUCCGCCGCCGCGGCAGCGGUGCAGGGGGCGGGCAGUAGCCUUAGCAGUAGCGGUAGCGGCGGUGCGGGGCAAGGAGGAGCGGGUUCAGGGGCUGGUGGCCACCACCCGGGGCUUUUCGGCGGCUCCUCCCUCACCCGCAUCAAGCCGCCCUCAAUCGACCUGUCGGUGCUAAGCUCGGCAAGUGCCGACGACACCACGCCCAACUUGAUCCGGCCCGCCGUGCCCGGCGGCCUCAUGCCGGUCCGGUCAUCACGCACCGCCUUAACAUCCUCCGCCAACUCCGCCGCUACAGCUGCUGCAGCUGCUGGCGGCAGCUCCGCCUCCGUUGGCCGCGCCGGCAGCGGUGCGGGGCCAGCUGGCGCGGCGGGCGGGACCACGGGGGGCGCGCUGCCGGCCUCUGGCGCGGGCGAUGGCGGCGGCACCUACCGCGCGCUGACCGCAGCCCUGGAGGCGGCGGGGCCGUCCCUGACUGCAGCGCACGGCGGAUUGCAUCAGCUCCACCACACCGCUGCCGCCGCCGCGACCCACACGUCCUACAGCUUCGCUGGCGGCCUGGGUCCGGGCAGUGCAGGCAGCACGCCGCGCUCGCCGGGCGGCGGCGCGCCCCGCUCGCCGGGGGGCAGCGGCACCUUCACGCCGCCCGAGCGGGGCGGCACGCCGCCGCCGCUGCUGCCGACGCGCUCGCCCCUGCAGUCCCCCCGCAGCGUGCUGGGUAUGCCGCGUCGCAUGCGCGGCUUCAGCGGCAGCGGGCUGGGUGGCAGCUGCGGAAGCUUCGGCGGUCUGCCGGCGCACUGCCGCUGGCCGCGCAACGCGCCGCUGCCCGAGCCCGGGCCGGCGGCGCGCAUGCCCGAGUCGGCUGUGGUGAUGCACGACCUGGCGGUGGCGGGGCACGAGCUGCUAGGCCUGUUUGGGGGUGGCGGCGCCGGGUUCGUGGAGGGGCUGCGGGAGCGGUACGUGGAGGCAUACCGGGCCAGCCGGCGGGCGGCGGUGGCGGCCAAGGAGGCGGCGAGUGACCGGUAGCGGGAGGGAUGGGAUGGAGUUACGAGGCAGUGGGAGGUGGUGUGCAAAUUGGACAAAUUCAAGGAAGCGAGGCGUAGAGUGCACGGUGUGCCCGAAGGACUGAGCAAGUGAGAGCUUGAGAGAAGGCCUGUACCAAGGCCGUGAAGCUGUAGCACUGUUGCGUCCCACACUGUGAAUCCGUGCCAAUACGGAUUCACAAGCAGUGAACCCCGCGUGCUGUGCAAUCUGGUGGCACUUGCCUGACCAGGGCUGCAACCAGACGUCAACUUGGGUGUGGACCAGCCGCCUGAACAUGUCC
Molecule: messenger RNA, 3464 nt
Organism: Chlamydomonas reinhardtii
Lineage: Eukaryota; Viridiplantae; Chlorophyta; Chlorophyceae; Chlamydomonadales; Chlamydomonadaceae
Exons: 4
Coding region: 188-3166 (992 amino acids)
Source: RefSeq, a predicted model, not a curated record